CACUGGCGGUCGGUCGUCGUUGUCAAGUGGAAAAGUUGGUUGUAAUUUUUUGUGAUUUAAAAAAAUUCUAUUUCGCGUUGAUUAAUUGCUUUUUCUAAUGAUAUAACUACAACGAAUCACACUUAACAUAGUUUGUGCUUGCUAAGCAGGCAUUUAGCGAGGACUAAAAGAAAUUCAAAAGACUGAAACCAUUCAAUCGCUGCACCUGCACCACAGACGGGACGGGUGUGCAUCGCGAUUUCUAAUCACUAGCAAGAGACUUUCUUCCACAAUAAGCAGCCAGAAGAGCGCCAGCGCCCGCAAAGCAACAGUUACCGCAGCCAUACAUAUACAGACGUGUGCCUUGCCACUUUUAAACCCUGAACGCCGUCCAAUUAAAUAACCAGAGCACAGAAUCGCCAUUGACUUGCGAUAUUAACUUUCCACGAUUGUGAGAGGGGGGUUGGAGAGGCACCUCUGGCCACCUGGCUGGCGGGCGACAUAGGGAAGGGCGUUAUUUCAUAGUUUCGCUUUGGACAACGACGACGACAAGACCGAACAGAAGCAACAGGCGACACCAUGAAUGGACAGCCACAUAUUGGCGGAGGCAGCACCUCGAAAUUAAAUCUACACAUUACGCAUCUCGAUCACGUUGGCCCCUAUCUGAAGGUCUAUGGCCAGAUCAACCGCGAUGCUGCAUUGCUGAUCACCAAGCGCAUUGAGCAUGUGCUGGCUACAUGCUUUGCCAUUGAGCCCACAUGGUCCAUCGAGCGGGAGCAGGCUCUGCUCACCCCCGGCACAGUGUGUGUGUUCAAGCAGACAAACGGGGCCGCUCCCGGGGACACUGAGUACAUGCGAGCGCGUGUGAUGAGCGCCACUCUGGAUGGAAACAAGCGUAUGCGCGUCGAAAUAGAGUAUCUCGAUUACGGCUUCAAACGAACUGUGAGCAGCCACGACUUAAUGUUCCUCAAGCAGCCGAAGCUUCUUCAGAACAUUCCCGUUCUCUGCUCACAGUACAUUGUCCUCGGCAUAUGCGCCGAAUGGGACAAAAACGACCUGGAGACAGUGCAUAAAUUGAUUGUCAACCAGACCGUCCAGCUUACCAUCGAUCCAGCCCAGAUCUGUGGCCAGUCCUUUGCCAGCGUACGCUGGAAGGACUUUGAUUUGACUGAGUUUCUGGUGCAACAGAAACAAAUCGGGGCUCCGGUGUCCACUCAACUGAUGCUCGAUCACUGCAAGAAGCUGUGGAAGGAUUCUCCGCAGUCGCCAGUUUUGGAGUACAACAACAACAUUAUAAGUCCGAACAGCGCCUUAAAAACACCCACGGAUUUGGCACGUGAGCAGCUGGCUGCUCGACGUUCCCUGGCUGCCCGCCUCGAGAUGCAACGCGUCGUUCCCGCGACCACCUCGAGUGUGUUGAAUCCAGCCGCCCCUGACUACGCUCCCAAGCAGCAGCAGCAGCAACCUUUAGCUAAUUUGACAAAUGUGAUACCACCUCAAGCCCUGGUCAAUACUCAAAAGCACAACUAUGAGGCGACCAAUCCCUUUAACGUGCCCAGAGCCGACCCCAAGCAACAGGUCUAUAACUACUACAAUGUGCGCAUGAACAAGCCUGCGCCCAAGGUCCCAAGCAUGCAACCGUUUAUGCCGUUGCCUCACGCGAUGGCUGGUUACGCCCCGAUGGCAUAUGCGCCGGCACGCUUCACACCACCACCGCAAUCGGCGAGCGUACAGCGGCCAGCAAUACAGCAACGCACCAUUCCGGCCUUCAGGACCACCAGCCUGACACUGGGACUGACCUAUGACGUUCACGUGAGCUACGUCGAGAACGGGCCGCACCUGUUCUGGGUGCAGCUAAAGACCGCCGCCAAAGAACUGGAUGCCAUGAUGGAGCAGAUUGAACGAAUGCGACUGCAGCCACUCCCCCAGGCACCGGAGGUGGGAUCUGCCUGCGUGGCCCGCUUCUCUCAGGAUGGCAAUUUCUAUCGUGCCUUGGUGAGCUCCAUCAAGGAUCAGCGUUUCCGGGUUGUCUACGUGGACUACGGAAACUCGGAAGUGCUGCCAUCGAAAGAUGUCUACCAAAUACCCGCGGAGCUGUUGCAGAUCAAGCCUUUUGCCUUCCGCUUUGCCCUGGCCGGCAUCAAGGAGAUCGAACCCAUUGACGAAAGCAUGAAGCAAAUCUUCAAGAAUUCGGCUCUGUAUACUGACUUCCAACUGACGGUGCAGCCGCCAGAGAGUGUUGGCUCCAUGCAGACCUGUCAUCUCAGCUUUAGAGGCAACAAUAUACUGGCGGAGCUGAAGCAGCAGAAGAACUCGCUGCAGGAAUACCAAAAGGCUGACCAUUUGUUGAACGAUGACGAGGUGGAGAUUCGCUACAUUGACUCGCCCAGCAAUUUCUACGUGCAGAGGGUGGCCAACAUAGGGGAGUUUCAAGUGCUGAUGGAUAACAUGUUUACGUACUACAACAUUAACCAGAAGGUGCCCGAAAAACUAACGCUGGGUGCCCCCUGUAUCGUGAAAUGUGAUCAGGAGUGGUAUCGUGCUGAGAUCCUGCGUGUCGAUGAUUCUGUGAUUGUGAGGCACGUGGACUUUGGCUACGAGCAGACGGUGAAGCGCCAUCUGAUCGGAAACAUUGCCAAGGAGCAUCUGAAGAUGCCGCGCCAGGCCAUCAAGUGCUGCCUGAAGGGCUUCGAGCGCAGCGAGCUGGGCCAGGAUAAAAUCACCGACCAGUUCGAAAUGCUGGCCGAAGAGUCAAACAUCCGACGUCGAACCUUUAAUGUGCGCGUCUUUCGCAUCGAGCCCGACGGCCUGAAUGUUGUUAAUCUUCUCGCCAAGAACCUGAACGUCAUGAAGAAGCUCUACAAGCUGUCCAUGCCCUUUGACAAGUACCUUUCGCUGGAGAAGGGCCAAUUCACUGGCAACAACACGCGAGCCGAGUCUGUUGUCUCCUCCGAAUUAGACAAGGAUUUAAUUCUCAACUCCACCAGCAUCGUUGAGAGCGAGGAUCGCGAACACCAAGAUCAGCAGCAACAGCCACCGCCGCAGCAACUGCAACAGCAGCAAACAAUCCGUGGCAAGGCCUCUAGUGAUUGGGACAAGCGCAGCUCAGCGUCAGGCAACUCAAGGGAUAGCAAGCAUCCCCAGCAGCUGCAGAAAAUCGAUCGUAACCUGGACUCCAGCUUUGACAGCCAGAGCAUUGGCAGCUACAACAGUGGCAGCAGUUCGCCCCGCAAGAGCAGCCGACAGAAUGGACGCAGUCAAGCCCAGUCGCCGCGGCUGAUGAAUGGAAAUCAAGAGGCAAAGAAAAACACACGCUUCAGCAACAGUCAGUCGCCGCGCAAGGAGCCACAGCAGCAGUCUCAGUCUCAGCAGCAGCGUAAUCAGCCAAAUCAGCGUUCACAGAAUGCUCCUCAGGGCUUUGCCCAAAAACCUCAACGACAAAAAUCCACUUUGGAUGGCGGCAGCAUAGCUUCCAAGCGCUCCAGCGGCGUGGAGAGUGAUGCGGGCUCAGCCAACGAAUUGGCAGUUGCUGCCAAACCUGAAAAGUAUGUCUCCCUGGACAGGCCAUACUCCCUGCAGGAAAUGAAAACCACUGGAAAGGAGGCCGCCAGCUUGUCCUGGUGGGUAUCGCCCUUCCAGUUUUAUAUUGUGCCAAAAUCUUCUUCAGCCAAAUACGAUGGUUUGCUGCGCGAAAUGAGACAAUUCUAUCGCCAAAAGCCCCACCAGCAACUCCAGCUGAAGGUCGGCUCGACGGUGGUGGUGCGCCAGCGCAAGAACAAUGCGAUUCUUCGGGCCACGGUCAACGCCUGCAAUCACAUGAUGCGCAAGUAUCGCGUCUUCUGCGUGGACACGGGCAGCCUGAUCACUGUCACUUCCGAGGAUGUGUGGCAGCUGGAGCAGCGCUUCGCCGAUGCCCCCUGUCUGGCCCAUCGCUGCAGCUUCCACAGCGUGGUAACCAACUACGACCAAUUGUACAUUGUGGAUCACAUGGAGAAGUUUGUGCCGGUCAAUGCCAGAGUCGAGUGCGAGUUCCUCGCCAAACAGCCGAUCAGCAACACAAACAGCAGCUGCUCCUACACGGUCAACGUGUUUGUGAACGGAGCUUCGCUCAGGGAUACGCUGGUCAAGGAGAAGUUCCUCACCGAAGUGCCGCCAGAGGUGCGUGUGAGUCUGCUGGCUGGUCAGCAGGUACGCGGAAAGUUUACAUCCGUUCGGGAUAUGACCAACUUCAAGAUACAGCUGGACUACUGCCACGAUGUGAGCUUCCUGUGCAGCUACGAUGAUGCCAAAUUCGUCAAGUCAAACCCAGAUAUGGCCAGGCGAUUCAAGGAGUACUACGAAGGCAAAUCAUAUGCCUUUAAUGUGAAGCACGUCUGUGAGAACAACAUUAUUUACCUUCGUCCCGUAAUGCCGCUAUUCAAGGAGGAUCGCAAAUCCUUCGUCUGCAGCUAUCCCGUGGUUCUGAGCAACUUCAAGGCCCUCGCCGUCUACGCCGCCAAGCCAUACCGCGUGUUUGUACAGCCCCUGGCAAUCGAAUCAACGAUGCAGACUCUGCUCGAUGACAUGUAUGAGUUCUACGAGGCCAAAGGUGACUCGCUAAACAAGUACAAACCGGGACAGAUCUGUGCAGCCCGGGGAUCGGAUAGCAACUGGUACAGAGCACGUGUCGUCGCCAACGAUCCGAAUGCACGACGCAUCGAGGUGUUUUACAUAGAUUACGGCAACACGGAGGAGCUGAAUCGCCAGGAUAUCAAGGCACUCGACAACAGGUUCUAUGCGAACUCCAGUGGAUUUGCUGUAGAGGUUAAUUUACCCGUGGGACGACCCAGCAAUGAGGGAAAACUAAAGAGCCGUCUCGCCGAGCUGCUGGAGGAGAAGAUGGUGACCAUCCAGCCAAUUGAGGUUCGACGUAAUCACCUCAUUGCCGAUAUCAUCAUGGCUGACAAUCAGAGCGUGGCGGAGCGACUGAAGGCGGAAAAACUGGUGGCCUCCCAUCUGGACUUGGACUACAUGCGCAAGCAGUUGGAUAAGGGCAAGAGUCCCACUUAUGAGUACAUAGAGACCGUGGACUUGACCAUGGAUGAUGAGGAGGACAAGCGCAGCAAGGAGAGCAGCAGCAGCAAGUCCAGCUCGACAAAUGCCUCGCCAAAGGCCAAAAAGCCACAGAACGAAAAGGAGUCGGCAAGGAAGAUUAAGCCGGUGGAGCCAACUCCAAUUCCUGUGGCACCAAUUGUAGCAGAACCAAAGCCUGUAUCUCCUGCGCCAAUGCCAGUAUCUAAGCCAACCUCCCCGGAACCGGCUCCCUCUGUGGUCCAACCAGAGGAGGAGCCAGCCAUUGCAGCGGUGCAGGACGAGGAGCCACCACAGCCAGCUGCUGAGCCUGAGGAGGACCCCUACCAGGGUAUGGAAACAGUUGUACUCAGCCAUUGCGACAAUCCGGCCCACUUCUUUGUGCACCCCGUCGAUCAACUGGAUAAGCUGAAUCGAAUGCAGGAGAACCUGCAGAUUGUGUCACCCUCGCUGCCACCGCUGGAGAAUGUCGUCGAUGGAGCCGAUUGCGUUUCUCUGUAUUCCGUGGACAAGUGUUGGUAUCGCGCCAAGAUAAUUGAUGCCGAGCUAAUGGUCCUGCAGUUCAUUGACUUUGGGAACACGGAUUGUGUCUCGGAUACCACGGACAUCAAACAGAGCAUGUUUGGUCACAUGGAUCCCUUCUGUCUGCCCUGUGCCCUGCCCAUCGGCCCCAAGAGCACACUCGACUGGGUUGAUGCUGCGAAUGGCAUCUUCAACGAGUCGUACACCAAGAUACUGCGCUACGAGUAUCUCACCCAUGGAGACCACAAAACGAUCAGCUAUGUCCAGCUGUACAUCGAGGGCGAGAACGUGGCCAAGAAGCUGAUUGCCGACGGCUACGCCAAGCCCCUGGAGUAUGUGGCCAGCGGCUGUACCUGCUACAUCUCGCACGUGAAUAGUAUCUGCGACUUCUACAUCCAGCUGGAGCGCGACUCCAAGGCCCUGGAGCUGAUCGAGAUGUAUUUGCGAGACAACGAAAAGACCCUCGAACCCUUGGAGCGCUUCGAGAAGGGCAGCAUCGUCGCAGCUCUCUUCGAGGACGAUGAGUUGUGGUAUCGAGCAGAGCUGCUCAAUCAGUUACCCGACUCCCGCUACGAAGUGCUGUUCAUUGACUACGGCAACACCUCGACCACCGCCAAGUGCCUGAAGGUCUCCGAGGAGAUCGCCAAGCUGCCCAGCCUCUCCAAGAAGUGUUCGCUGCAGCUGCCCGAGACGCACACCGGCUGGUCCCAAGAGGCUGAAGCCAAGUUUGCCGAGCUCACUGGCGAGGGGGAGCUGGUCUUCACCACGCAGCUGCUGAAGCCAGGCGCAGAUCAUGUCACCAUCCAUCUGAUGCUCGAUGAGGAGAACAUCAUUGACCGUCUACUGCCGCUGUGCCCGCAAAAGGAGCCCAAGGCAGCCACCAGCAAGGAACCGCUGGCAGAAGCUAGUGCUGGUUCCGCUGCCAUCACCAAAGCCACCAUCACCCAAGUGGAAAGUGCUUCCCAAAUAUAUUUGCAGUUUGCUGAGAAGAAUGCCCUGGCAGACAGCAUUUGUGCCAAACUUAAAGAGGGAAAAUUGCAAUCAAAGAAGAACGAGGGACAUGUGGAUGAUCUGUGCGUGGUUAAGUGUGAAGAUGAUGGCGACUUCUAUCGCGCACGAGUCCUGGAGCUGCUGAACGGCAAAUAUCGUGUCAUUCUGGUCGACUUCGGCUUGGUACUAGAGGUCGACACGCUGUACGAGACGCCCGAUGAGUUUGUGACUAUUCCACCACUGGCUGAGCCUUACAGUCUCCAGCCAUGCGUUGAUUUUGAAAAGAACAAAUCCCUGACCAUAGAAUCCCUGAACGAUCUCUUGGAGAGCUGCGAUGGCAUUGUGUUCGCAGAGAUUCUCGACAAGACAGCAAGUCCGCCUAUAGUCCGACUGUCUAUCAAAGCCAAGAACGGCCUGGACAUAUUUGAGCAGCUGCAGAAGCUCGUGGAGGCGAAGCUGAAGCGCAUCGAGAAGGAGAACGAGAAUUCCGAGUGCGUCAUUUCUCACGGCACCUCUCCAAGGAGCUUCUACGUUCAGUUGAAGCGAAACUCUCCCGUUUUAGAUCUGGUUAUGAAGACGUUGCAGGGCCUAAAAAAGGAGCAACUGGAGCGGUUUGAUCUGGAUGCUGCUGCUGCGGCGAAGGGGGCAGUGGUCUCAAUGACCUACUCGGAGGAGGAUUCCUGCUACUACCGCUGCGUGAUUAAAUCGGUACUGAAAGAAAAUGACUUUAUUGUGUUCCUCGUUGACUAUGGCACUACCAUGCGAGCCACGGAGAUCUUCCAGCUUCCCCGGGAGGUGGAUAAUGUGCCACCACUGGCCCUGCACUGCCAGCUGAGUGAGAUACCAGCGGAUGUGCCCGAUACCAAGCUGGAGGAGGCAUUCGCCGCCCUGCUGGAGCAACACUUUGGCGAGGUCUACGAGAUAACCAUGCAGCCGAACGAAGACGCAACGAAGCCCCAUUUGGUCAAGCUGCGCAUCAACUACAAGGACUUUGCCCAGGAGCUGGCCAGCACAGUGGCAGGCGUCCAGAAACCCCUCCAGGUGGAGCUGCACAACUGUGUUGUCGUCCAGUACGACGAUCCCACUUCAUUCUACGUGCAAAUGGAGGUGGACGUGCCGGUGCUGGAGCAGAUGACCGACAAGCUGCUCGACGCCGAAAAAGAGCUGCCCGUCUUCACUGACCUGACAGUUGGAGCCGUGUGCGUGGCCCAGUUCCCCGAGGACGAGGUAUUCUACCGUGCCCAGAUCGUCAAGGUCCUCGACGAGGGAAAGUGCGAGGUGCACUUUAUCGACUUUGGCAACAAUGCGGUCACAGACAAGUUCCGCCAGCUGCCCGAGGAGCUGGCCAAGCCGCCACGCUACAGCAAGCACUGCGAGCUGGAGAGCGCCACCAUUGCCAAGUGCAAUGUGGCCGAUCUGCAGAGCUUCAUCGACACGCGCUUUUCCGAGACAUUCCAGGUGGAGAUUCUGGCCACCAAGGGCGCCGACAGCUGCACCCACGUCGUGCGGCUGUUCUACCAGAGCACCAGCAUCAGCGAGAAGCUGCGUCUGCAGGAGAGUCAGUGAGCCCCCUGUCGGGUAGGAGAGCAAUAUAUUGAUUCGUUUUGGCUGCAGCAUCCGAUGCAAUGAAAUGUAUUGUAUUAACUAAUUUAGAUGAACGAGUCAAACUUAUUCAAGUAGAGGAAGAGCUCACGAUAUUGUUUAGCCAAAAAGCUUCAUUGAUUUUUCAUGGAAAACCAAGAUGAAUGCUAAUUUUGUUUCAAUUAUUCAAUGAAUCAACCAAAACACA
This is a messenger RNA of Drosophila guanche, 8350 nucleotides long. RefSeq names its product maternal protein tudor (gene tud). Lineage: Eukaryota; Metazoa; Arthropoda; Insecta; Diptera; Drosophilidae. Bases 559 to 8127 code for a protein of 2522 amino acids. The transcript has 9 exons. Gene Ontology annotation, biological process: spermatogenesis. The record is from RefSeq and is a predicted model, not a curated record.